This is a messenger RNA of Striga hermonthica, 2046 nucleotides long. NCBI's taxonomy places the organism in Eukaryota, Viridiplantae, Streptophyta, Magnoliopsida, Lamiales, Orobanchaceae. The record is from the annotation of a GenBank genome assembly.
AUGCCGCUGGGAGAGAGGUACGCCGGAGACAAAAGCGAGUCGCGUUACUGCGGCGUAGACGCGGAGUUCAGCGAUGACAUGCCGAACCUCCUUUCUCUCAACAUCAAUGGCGGCUUCGACUUCGUUCUCGCUACCCUGAUGGAUCCUAACUAUAGGCCUAGUCUUGUGGGCAAUGAAACUAGCAGAUCUCAAGCUUUGCCAUUUGCUGGGUCAGACUUAGUUCUAAGCCCUUCUCAGUGGUGUAGUCAUGUUGUUGGCAAAAUAAGCUCAUGGAUCGACUUGGAUUCUGAUGAUGAGACUCUUCGGAAAGAUUCAGAAGUUACGCUGAAACAAGAAAUAGCUUGGGCUGCUCAUUUAUCUCUGCAGGCUUGCCUAUUGCCUACACCGAAGGGAACUUCUUGUGCUAAUUAUGCAAAAUGUUUGAACCAGAUUUUGCAAAAUUUAGGCAAUAUGCAGUUGUGGCUUAGGAUUCCACUUGAGAAAUCUGAGGAUGACAUAAAGGCCUCUAACCCAAUUUUAUCGACUGAUUCAUGGGAAUUAUGGAAUUCCUUCCGGCUUCUUUGUGAACAUCAUAGUCAGCUCUCUGUUGCACUUGAUAUUCUGCCAUCAUUACCAUCAGCUUCCUCAAUUACAAGAUGGUUUGGAGAGCCUGUUAGGGCAGCCAUAAUAAAUACAAAUUCUUUUCUAACGAAUGCACGGGGUUAUCCUUGUCUAUCAAAGCGCCACCAGCGAUUAACAACUGCAUUUUUCGAUCAUCCAAUUCAGAUAGUGAUUUCUGGUCGACCAGUACACAAUGUACCUUUGGGUUCUUCAGAAUCAAAUGUUGAGGGUGGUUGGAGACACCCCUUAAAGUCAUACUUGGACUAUGUUGCAUUUUUAUAUCAAAAGAUGGAUCCCUUACCUGAACAGGAACGCUUUGAGUUUGGGUACAGAGAUUAUCUGCAGUCACCCUUACAGCCUCUCAUGGAUAAUUUGGAGGCCCAAACAUAUGAAACAUUUGAAAAGGACAUGGUUAAAUAUAGCCAGUACCAAAGGGCAGUUGCCAAAGCUUUGGUUGACAGAGUUCCAGAUGAAAAUGCCUCUACAGUGACAACGGUUUUGAUGGUUGUUGGUGCUGGCCGAGGGCCUCUUGUCCGAGCAUCAUUGCAGGCUGCAGAUGAGAUGGAACGGAAAUUAAAAGUAUAUGCUGUAGAAAAAAAUCCAAAUGCAGUUGUAACACUCCAUAGUUUGGUGAAGCUAGAGGGCUGGGAAGAUGUGGUUACCAUUGUUUCCUGUGAUAUGCGACAUUGGGAUGCUCCAGAGAAAGCUGAUAUCUUGGUAAGUGAGUUGCUGGGAUCUUUUGGGGACAAUGAGCUUUCACCUGAAUGUCUUGAUGGUGCCCAGAGGUUUUUGAAGGAAGAUGGAAUUUCUAUCCCGUCAUCAUAUACGAGUUACAUUCAGCCAGUGACUGCAUGCAAGCUGUACAAUGAUAUCAAGUCACAUAAAGAUCUUGUGCACUUUGAAACUGCUUAUGUUGUCAAGCUGCACCGUGUGGCAAGACUCGCACCCAAUCAGCCGGUCUUCACUUUUGUCCAUCCAGAAGACUUGACUAAGACGAACAACCAGCGUUAUAAGAAGCUUCACUUUGAUAUCCCAAGUGACACUGGCUCAGCCUUGAUUCACGGAUUUGCAGGUUAUUUUGAUGCCACGCUGUACAAAGAUGUACACCUUGGUAUUGAGCCAUCAACAGCUACCCCAAAUAUGUUUAGCUGGUUCCCUAUAUUUUUCCCGUUGAGGACGCCAGUGUAUAUUCGACCUGGUACACCUUUGGAAGUUCAUUUCUGGCGCUGUUGUGGUCCUACCAAGGUUUGGUACGAGUGGUGCGUGACAUCACCAUCAGCUUUGCCUAUGCACAACACGAACGGUCGUUCAUAUUGGGAGAAUCUGUCCGAUCAGGGGUACACGGACGCCGAGAUCGAGGAGAAACUGGAUGAGGCGAGGAAAUCGCUCGAGGCGAAGGAGAAUGAGGAAAGGGGAGAUAAUGCACUCGUGACAUCUGAAAAGUAG